Malassezia japonica is the source of this 1956-nucleotide messenger RNA. It is a transcript of the gene MAK10, whose product is annotated as N-alpha-acetyltransferase, non-catalitic subunit. The record is from RefSeq and is a predicted model, not a curated record. Gene Ontology annotation, biological process: N-terminal peptidyl-methionine acetylation. Lineage: Eukaryota; Fungi; Basidiomycota; Malasseziomycetes; Malasseziales; Malasseziaceae. Bases 1 to 1956 code for a protein of 651 amino acids. The transcript is spliced from 2 exons. Gene Ontology annotation, cellular component: NatC complex.
AUGAACGCCCUCGAGGUGAUGGACCCCAACAUGGACGGUGGCAUGUCCUAUCCCCUGCACCUUGUUGACGAAAAAGAUCGCGAGGGGACUAGUAAGCCAUUUGAUGUACAAGAUGCGCUGAGCGCAGACGAGCUGUGCUUUUUGCUCGACCGCCUCCUUGCGUGCGAGCUUGCAUGGAUGGAAGGCGCAGCGCUCGGACAGACUCUGUAUACGUGCAUCUACUACCAUGAAUACGUCGUGGCCGGCGUGAGCGCGUCGGACCACUGGUCGCAUGCCGCACUCUCCCUGUUCCUGCUUGCGACCGCCAAGUGCUGUGCGCUUCAGUGGCACGAGCUUAUGCGGCAGCACGUCUACGACGGCGAAGACUUUAAUGGCGACCUGGGCAGCGUAGCGCUCCCGGAUGGCGUGGAAACCAACCUAAUCUUGACGCAGCUCGAUGCAAUGCACCGCCGCAUCGCGCUCGAGGCGCCGCAGGACGCUUCGUCAAUAGGCGCGCGCCUCGCGUUCCAACGCGCCUGGCUGGCGUGCCUCGCAUCGCUGUGCAAAGACGUGCCGGACGGCGUGUACGCCGGAGUCCAGCUCGAGUCGUGCUUGAAGCAGUGGAAGCUCCUCAAGCCCGGCACAGAGACGCUUCCGCACUCGUCCAUUGCGCCGCUGGGCGAGCCGCACCUGUGCGAUGCGCCGCCUGGCGCCCUGGGCUACUUUGACGUGACGCUGAGCCGCACGUACUCGUCGCACAUUCCCAUGCGCCCGCUCGCUUUGCCGAGUGCCGAGCAGGUGUGGCAGCGCUGGGACACGAUCAUGCGCACCGACAUGCGCUUCGUACUGCGCGUCGUCUCGAGCGACCAGGUGAUGCAGUGGCUUACGUUGCUGUCGCACGCCGCGCUCGCAUUCCAGACGCACCAGGUCGUGCCUUUUGCACGCUCGCUCGUACAGACGUGCAUGAGCGACGGGCGCACGUCGGCAAGCGGCACACGCGACCUGGAGCACGUCGCGCUGUGCGCCAUCGAGAGCCUGAGCGGCGUGGCGAUGCAGGAUGUCCUCGUGCGCCUCGAGUGGUUCCAGCAGCGCGAGCCGACGUCGACCAUUGCGACACGCACGCUGCGAUUUGUGCAGACCUUUUCGGGGCUGCUGGUACAGCUCCUCUCUGCCUUGGCCAUGAACCGGUCGCGGCAGAAGCGCAUGCUCGCCAAGGCGUACAGCGCGUGGGCCGACCUUGCGGACGAUGCAGCGCAGCUCGGAGGGGACAUUGAACGCGCACUCACCGCCCCCCGCUUUCCUGCAUCGAUCCUGCGGCUGUCGGUGCACUUUUUUGCGCUCUUUCAGCAGAUGCACAUCCUCGGCGCGGGCUUCGAUCUCGAGCUGUAUGCCCCGCCCGAGCGCGGCGCGAUGUACUUUUGCCUCGCACAGACGCUGGAGGAGCAGCGCGAGGUGUGUAUGUCACUUCUCACGACACUCUCUCCUACGCCGUCGUACGCACGCCCCUUGCAGCGCUGGGCGUCCCUAGCACAUGCACAGUCAAAGCUCGCCCACGCCUAUACCAUGCUCUACCUCGGGGCGUACGGCGAGCGGGCGCUGCGCAGCGACAGCGAUGCCGCCUAUGCCGAGGCGGCCUUUGCACGCCGCAUCAAGUGGCUGCGCCGGCCUGCGUGGUCGCCGCCCGCGUCGCUGCGUGUGUUGCACCGCAGCGAGGAUCCCCACUCGAUUGCGGCGGUGUGGGCCGAGUGGAUCGAAUUUGCACGCAUCUACCUUGCCGAGACGCCCACCGAGCACGUCGCUCGCAUCCGUUCGCUCCUUGCGGCAUGCGCACGCAGGGUGCACGCCGCGCAGGAGCGGCGCACGCUGGACGUAUGGACGCACCUGUGCCCCCACGAGUGCGUCGCGGCCGACCAAGGCCUCGCGACGCUCUGUGCGGAUCUCGAUGCCCUUGUGGCCAUCCGUGGUUUCCGCAGGUGA